AUCCUACCAGUUGCUGCCGAGCAUUCCCCUUUGGCUGGCCUCCGCUGUGGCGGUGGGCUCCUCUCAGCUACAGAAAAUGCUGGCGGCUGUGCUGGGAAGGAGGUGGUGCGACGGGUCUCGUCUCGGAAAGAGUCUGUGUCCGGCUUCACUCAGCAGCCUCCGCUCCACGCGCCUUCCCCUUUGCUGCCCCCAGUCCCCGGGACUGCCCUCCUUCCUUGGCAGCUCCAGGGGAGUGCAGCAGGAAAGCUGCCCCCACGCAGGUGCUAAUACUGUGAAGCCCCUUGAUGGUGUGAGGAUUCUCGAUCUAACAAGAGUGCUUGCAGGGCCUUUUGCUACCAUGAAUCUGGGCGACCUUGGAGCUGAAGUGAUCAAAGUAGAAAAACCUGGGUCUGGAGAUGAUACAAGAUCUUGGGGACCACCCUUCAUUGGAAAGGAAAGUGUUUAUUUUCUCAGCAUAAACAGAAAUAAAAAGAGCAUAGCGGUUAAUAUGAAGAAUCCUAAAGGAGCAAAGAUAAUUAGAGAGCUUGCAGCUGUCAGUGAUGUUUUUGUGGAAAACUACGUCCCUGGGAAACUGGUUGAAAUGGGCUUAGGGUACGAAGACAUUAACAAGAUUGCUCCUCAUAUUGUUUACUGUUCAAUAACAGGGUAUGGUCAAUCUGGUCCAAAGUUUCAACGGGCAGGCUAUGACUCUGUUGCAGCUGCCGUUUCUGGCCUCUUGCAUAUCACAGGGCCUGAGGAAGGUGAGCCAGUUAGACCAGGAGUUGCUAUGACUGAUCUUGCUACAGGACUGUAUGCAUAUGGAGCAAUUAUGGCUGCACUUCUUCACAGUCGUAAAACAGGGAAGGGUAUGCACGUGGAUUGCAAUUUGCUGUCCUCUCAGGUAAGGACUUACUUAGCUAUCUGGAUCUUCAUACAGAAUCUUGAAUCGAAGUAG
This is a messenger RNA of Gekko japonicus, 934 nucleotides long. RefSeq names its product succinyl-CoA:glutarate-CoA transferase (gene SUGCT). The coding region runs from base 77 to 934 and encodes 285 amino acids. The transcript is spliced from 8 exons. The record is from RefSeq and is a predicted model, not a curated record. Gene Ontology annotation, molecular function: catalytic activity. Lineage: Eukaryota; Metazoa; Chordata; Lepidosauria; Squamata; Gekkonidae.